Molecule: messenger RNA, 636 nt
Organism: Lampris incognitus (smalleye Pacific opah)
Lineage: Eukaryota; Metazoa; Chordata; Actinopteri; Lampriformes; Lampridae
Exons: 1
Coding region: 1-636 (211 amino acids)
Biological process (GO): regulation of cell population proliferation
Cellular component (GO): nucleus
Molecular function (GO): DNA binding
Source: RefSeq, a predicted model, not a curated record
AUGAAGGGACAACAAAGACACACAGACACACCUGAAGAGGAAGCCACAGAGGACAUGGCAGUGGCAAUUAACAACAUGGACCCACACCCUAACCUCCACCCACCAGAUGCCUCCUAUUCAUCAUCAUCAUCCUCUCAUCCUGUUCCCUCAUCAGCCAUGCUCCCUUCUACUUCUGCUUCUACUCUUCUGGCGCUGGCCUCCCCAGCCACCAGGCGCUCCAUCUCUAUGGGGGACUUCCGGAGGGUGACCGGGGCCCUGCUAACAGGUUCUGAGCCCAAUUCAGCCUCAGCGACAGCCCCUUCCUCCAAGCUGGUGACCCCCAGCUCCAGCAUGGAGUUUGAGGCGGCUCGACGACGCCUCCUUGAAGUGGAGGAGCGCCAGCGGGUCAUCCACGAGAUGGAGCGGCGACUGGAGGAGCUGAGGGAGAUGUUUGUGCACUCGGAGCAGGAGGUGGUAGUUCAUGGGGAGCUAGUGUCCCGUAUCUCGGGGUCAGCCCAACAGGGGGAGCUGCACACGGCGGAGAACAGCCAACGGCUGAAGAAAGGCUUGAGGUUUAAGAAGCACCGACCCGCUAUUGUAUUCUCCUCCAUGCUUGGACUCCGCACGUGCCUCCCAUGGCCUGUUAAACUCAAAUAG